This is a messenger RNA of Lasiodiplodia theobromae, 1914 nucleotides long. Its product is annotated as Tetratricopeptide TPR-1. Gene Ontology annotation, molecular function: Hsp90 protein binding. The record is from RefSeq and is a predicted model, not a curated record. The transcript is spliced from 5 exons. NCBI's taxonomy places the organism in Eukaryota, Fungi, Ascomycota, Dothideomycetes, Botryosphaeriales, Botryosphaeriaceae. Bases 1 to 1914 code for a protein of 637 amino acids.
AUGGCCGACGCACUUAAGGCCGAGGGCAACAAGCUCUUCUCCGCCAAGCAGUUCCCCGAAGCUAUUGAAAAGUUCUCGCAGGCCAUUGAGAUCGACCCCUCCAACCAUGUGCUCUACUCCAACCGCUCCGCAUGUUACGCCUCGCUGAGGGAUUUCGACAACGCCCUCAAGGACGCUGAGAAGACGACCGAGAUCAAGCCCGACUGGAGCAAAGGCUGGGCACGGAAGGGCGCAGCCUUGCACGGCAAGGGCGACCUUGUCACCGCCGUCGACGCAUACGAAGAGGCUGUCAAGCUCGACCCCGCCAAUGCCCAGGCGAAGUCCGGCCUCGAGGCUGUCCAGCGCGCCAUUGAGGCUGAGGCUCGUCGCGAUGGCGCCGACCCCACCGGCGGCCUGGCCAACAUGUUCAACGACCCUCAGCUCAUCCAGAAGCUCGCUUCCAACCCCAAGACCGCUAGCCUGCUGGCCGACCAGGAGUUCAUGCAGAAGCUCCAGCGCAUAAAGCAGAACCCCCAGAGCGUUGGUAUGGAGAUGCGUGAUCCGCGCUUCCUCCAGGUCAUGAGCGUGCUGCUCGGCAUCGACAUGAGCUUUGGCCAGCCGCCCGAGGGCGCCCAGGAAGCUCCCAAGCCCGCCGAGGCCGAGGAGGAUGUACCCAUGCCCGACGCGAGGCCCGAGCAGCCUAAGAAGGCCCCCGAGCCGGAGCCCGAACCGGAACCGGAAGAUGAGGACGCGCUGAAGAAGAAGGAGCUGAAGGCGAAGGCCGACGAGGAGAAGGCCCUUGGUACUCAGUUCUACAAGAAGAGGCAGUUCGACGAGGCUAUCGAGCACUACUCGAAGGCAUGGGAAAUCUACGAGGACAUCACCUACCUCACCAACUUGGGUGCUGCCAAGUUCGAGAAGGGUGACUACGAUGGCGCCAUUGAGGCCUGCCAGCGUGCUGUCGACCACGGCCGUGAGGUUCUUGCCGACUUCAAGCUGAUUGCCAAGGCCUUCGGCCGUAUUGGCACUUCGUACGAGAAGAAGGGUGAUCUGGGCAAGGCCAUCGAAUUCUACCAGAAGUCCCUCACCGAGCACCGUACCCCCGACAUUCUCACCAAGCUUCGCGCGGUUGAGAAGGCCAAGAUCAAGGCCGAGAAGGAGGCCUACAUCGACCCCCAGAAGGCCGAGGAAGCUCGCGAGCUCGGCAACGAGAAGUUCAAGAACGCAGACUGGGCUGGUGCCGUCGAGGCUUACAGCGAGAUGGUCAAGCGCGCCCCCGAAGACCCUCGUGGUUACAGCAACCGUGCCGCUUGCUACAUCAAGCUCCUUGCCUUCCCUUCGGCUGUCCAGGACUGCGACGAGGCCAUCAAGCGUGACAACAAGUUCAUCCGUGCCUACCUCCGCAAGGCUCAGGCUCUCCAGGCCAUGCGCGAGUACAACAAGGCUCUGGAUGUGCUUACCGAGGCCUCGGAGCACGAUGACGGCAAGAACGCUCGUGAAAUUGAGCAGGCACAGCAGAAGGCCAUCCAGGCCCAGUUCUCGGCUCGUGAGGGCGAGACCGAGGAGCAGACCAUGGAGCGUAUCCAGAGGGACCCUGAUAUCGUCCGCAUUCUGCAAGACCCCGUCAUGCAGAGCAUCCUGCAGCAGGCCAAGGGCGACCCGGCGGCUCUGCAGGAGCACAUGAAGAACCCGCAAGUGCGCGCGAACAUUCAGAAGCUGAUCGCGGCCGGCGUCAUCCGCAUGGGCCGCGAUGACUCAUCCACCAUUGCCACGCCUAUCAUCACCGUGUCGGGACCAGACGGGGAGGACCUGGAGCCAGAGAUAGACGAUUUCAUCGAUACGGAGGAGCUGGAUGAGCAAGCCAUGCGGGACUUUGCAGAUCUGUUAAUGGGCACGGGACUGCACCCGGUCUACACCGGCUCUGCUUUCUUGUGA